AUGGGUCAGUUCCAAAUCGAAGCAGCCCCGCAGACCGACACGUCCCGAGAAGAGAUGCCCCAACCAGCCACAACUCGCCACCCGGCCUAUGCCCACCACUUCCUGGACGCGCCAGGAAGCGCACAGCUCCACUUCCGCCACGCAGACGGUGGCCGCCAGGGCCCAAUCCCGGCCCCGCCCCUGCGAACGGCCCAAUCAGCGCGCUCGCCCCGCCCCUCGCGCACGCGGAAAAGGAGGGCCCCGGCGCUGGCGCGUGCGCACUGCAGGCCGGUACUGGACAGCUGGCGCCGGCCGCCGCCGAUAAAUCCCGGGCGCCGGUGGCGGCAGCAGCAGCCCCGCAGCCCCUGCACUGAAGGAAGCUUGGCUCCUGGACCCUUGCUGGCUUCCGAAAUGGCAGGUGAAAUCACGGAGACCGGGGAGCUUUAUUCGCCCUACGUCGGGCUGGUGUACAUGUUCAACCUCAUCGUGGGCACCGGCGCGCUCACCAUGCCCAAGGCCUUUGCCACCGCUGGUUGGCUGGUCAGCCUGGUCCUGCUGGUGUUCCUGAGCUUCAUGAGCUUUGUGACCACCACCUUUGUGAUGGAAGCCAUGGCCGCAGCCAACGCGCAGCUCCGCUGGAAGCGGAUGGAAAGCCACAAGGAGGAGGAUGAGGACGACUCUUCCUCGGCCUCUGACAGUGAUGUUCUCGUCCAGGACAACUACGAGCGGGCAGAGAAGCGGCCUAUCCUGUCUGUGCAGCGACGCGGUUCUUCAAAUCUCUUUGAAAUCACAGACCGGGUGGAGAUGGGACAGAUGGCCUCCAUGUUCUUCAAUAAAGUGGGCGUCAACCUGUUCUAUGUCUGCAUCAUCGUUUACCUGUACGGGGACCUGGCCAUCUAUGCCACAGCUGUACCCCUCUCCCUAAUGCAGGUGACCUGCACCACCAGCAAUGACUCCUGCGGGGUGGAAGCCGACAUCAAGUACAACGACACCGACCGGUGCUGGGGUCCCAUCCGCCGCGUCGACGCCUACCGUAUCUACCUGGCCAUUUUCACCCUCCUUCUUGGACCCUUCACCUUCUUUGACGUCCAGAAGACCAAGUACCUGCAGAUCCUGACCUCUCUGAUGAGAUGGAUCGCCUUUGCCAUCAUGAUCGUGCUGGCCCUGAUCCGCAUCGGUCACGGGAAGGGCGAGGGCCACCCACCGCUGGCCGACCUGGCAGGGAUCCGGAACCUGUUCGGUGUAUGCGUCUACUCCUUCAUGUGCCAGCACUCGCUGCCGUCCCUCCUCACCCCCGUGUCCUCCAAGCGCCACCUCACGCGGCUGGUCCUCCUGGACUACGUGCUGGUCCUGGCCUUCUAUGGGCUGCUGUCCUUCACAGCCAUCUUCUGCUUCCGCAGCGACCGCCUGCUGGACAUGUACACCCUGACCUUCGCACACUGCGACGUGGUGAGCCAGGCCGCCGUGCGCCUCUUCCUGGGCCUCUUCCCGGUCUUCACCAUCAGCACCAACUUCCCCAUCAUCGCCGUGACCCUGCGGAACAACUGGAAGACGCUCUUCCACCGCGAGGGGGGCACGUACCCCUGGGUGGUGGACCGCGUGGUCUUCCCCACCAUCACGCUGCUGCCCCCCGUGCUGGUGGCCUUCUGCACGCACGACCUGGAGUCCCUGGUGGGCAUCACGGGGGCCUAUGCGGGCACCGGCAUCCAGUACAUCAUCCCCGCCUUCCUGGUGUACCUGUGCCGUAAGCACGCCGAGCUGGACUUCGGCCCUGGCGCCGUCAACAAGCACAGAUCCCCCUUCCGCCACACCUUCUGGGUGGGCUUCGUGCUGCUCUGGGCUUUCUCCUGCCUCCUCUUCGUCACAGCCAACAUCAUCCUCAGCGAGACCAAGCUCUGA
This is a messenger RNA of Elephantulus edwardii (Cape elephant shrew), 1878 nucleotides long. RefSeq names its product transmembrane protein 104 (gene SLC38A12). Lineage: Eukaryota; Metazoa; Chordata; Mammalia; Macroscelidea; Macroscelididae. The transcript has 11 exons. The record is from RefSeq and is a predicted model, not a curated record. The coding region runs from base 1 to 1878 and encodes 625 amino acids.